Molecule: messenger RNA, 891 nt
Organism: Aspergillus ruber CBS 135680
Lineage: Eukaryota; Fungi; Ascomycota; Eurotiomycetes; Eurotiales; Aspergillaceae
Product: lipoyl(octanoyl) transferase LIP2
Exons: 2
Coding region: 49-891 (280 amino acids)
Biological process (GO): protein lipoylation
Cellular component (GO): mitochondrion
Molecular function (GO): lipoyl(octanoyl) transferase activity
Source: RefSeq, a predicted model, not a curated record
CUACAGUUCAACCCCUUCUCCCUCGGCAAAAAUACCACAACAAUCACAAUGCGCCUCGCCCACCUCCACCUCCCAAGCAUAACCCCCUUCUCCCGCGUCUCCCACCUUCAAGAAACUCUCACAACCCGCCUCCUCGCCUACAAAAAGCUCACAUCUCAAUUGCCCUCCCAAUCACCGUCGCCAACACCAAGAUCAACACCCUCAAAACCCCCAGACCCCACAAUUAUAACCUUCACCCCAAACCCCGUCUACACAACCGGCCGGCGCGACCUUCCCCCCUCCAACACAGCGAGUACCAAGGCACUUUCUCUCCCGCCGGGGCUGGAGCCGAUUCGGUCGCUUUUGGUUCCUGAUGGUUAUGCAGAAUACCACCCCACCCUCCGCGGUGGACAGACGACAUACCAUGGACCAGGGCAGAUGGUCGCGUACACGAUCCUUGAUCUGAAGAGACUUGGUCUAACUCCGCGAUGUCAUAUACGGGUUUUGGAAAAUAGUGUUGUGGAUGUGCUGGGACGGUAUAGGAUACCGGGUGCCAUUACCGAGGAUCCCGGGGUUUGGGUUCCUUCGUCAUCUAAAGAAGGUCCGUCGAAGAAGAUCACGGCAGUUGGUGUGCAUUUGAGAAGGAACAUUAGUAGUUACGGGAUUGGGUUUAAUGUGACUGAGGAGCCGAUGUGGUAUUUCCGGCAGAUUGUCGCGUGUGGGUUGGAGGGACGUGAGGCGACAAGUCUGGAGGGACAGGGGGCCCAGACUUCAGUAAAUGAUGUGGCGAGUCAGUUUGUUGAAGCGUUUACGAGGAGGAUAAAUGCGGAUUUUGCUUGUGGGGAUGGUGCCUCCGGGGAGAAGAUUGAAGAGGUCUAUAACGUUCGAGAAGAGGAUCUUUUACGGGCGUGA